AGCUGUUCCAGGAGCACAGGAAUUCCUUUGAUGAGCUCUAAGAGAUUGGUAACAAUACCUCCUAAAGGGCCACGUUGCUAGGUAACAGCUUGUUUCCUUGGUCACGGUGAAUCCAUGGAAGACCCCCAAAAGAGGCUGCAGAUUCUUGGCAGACUGCUCUCGUAUUCCCUCCAGGGAACAUGAUGAAAAAUGUCUUCAGAAAAAUAGCUUUAUGAAGGCGAGAGGAACUUUUUGCACCCGCAAGACAUGUCUGAAAGCUCCUCAGGUCAAAACACAAGUAGUCCAGAGAUUUGUCCGUCUAAUUCAUCGUACUACUCCAAUGCAAGUAAAGCCCACACUCGGUCAGCUCUGUCAAGGAGCAGAAGAACAUUUCAUCCACGUUUGGACUCUGGAAUAUCAUCCCUGCUUCCAUCAGAUUCUUGUAAGUACCUCACUUGGCACAAGGUAGAACAACAUGACAUUCAAGGAAGUCAACUGCGUUGCCCAAGAGUAAGAGAAGGCCCCUCUGAGGAAGAAUUACUGUUCAGACAGGAAGAGUGUGCCUUGCCUCCAAGGAAAAGAGUUCUCGAAAAAAGCAAAUGGGAAACAUGGCUACAAGAAAACUGGGAGGACUGCAAGAAUUUGAACAUUUCAUUUCAGGACUUGGGGGAUGCUUAUCAAGUUGAAAAUUUUAACAGAAUUCUUAGAAGACUAAUCCGAGUUGAAACCCUCUGGUUAGUGGAUAAUUCCCUGGUGGAUUUAAGUGCCAUAAGAUUGCCAAGCUGCAGAAUUCUAAAUAUGAACAAAAACCAUCUUACAUCUUUCAAACAAUUGCCAAAGAUACCUCAGAUACAGCAUUUAUCCUUGGCUGAAAACCACAUUGAGACUCUGACUGGACUCUCCAGUUUACGGCACACUCCAUUGGAAUCUCUCAUACUCAAGAGGAACCCCUGUGAGUUUCACCAAAAUUACAGGAAACGAUCCUCCAAUAAGAAGACAGCACAAUUCAAAAGAGAAAGGACUUAAUGAUAGAGCUAAUAGUAGUAUUCUCCUGUUUGCCAAACUUAAAAAUGCUGGAUGGAAUCUUGAAGCUACCAGAAGAUUGUUCAUCACCAGAAACCAAUAUUUUGUCAAAAAUAUGUAUUGUAUCCUAAUACAAUCUGUAAAGAAAAAAAAGCAAUCAGCAUUGUUGCUAAAUGCUAAU
Messenger RNA from Lemur catta (Ring-tailed lemur), 1183 nucleotides. RefSeq lists its product as uncharacterized. The record is from RefSeq and is a predicted model, not a curated record. The transcript is spliced from 8 exons. Gene Ontology annotation, molecular function: protein binding. NCBI's taxonomy places the organism in Eukaryota, Metazoa, Chordata, Mammalia, Primates, Lemuridae. Bases 247 to 1005 code for a protein of 252 amino acids.